Messenger RNA from Telopea speciosissima, 666 nucleotides. RefSeq lists its product as uncharacterized. The transcript has 2 exons. NCBI's taxonomy places the organism in Eukaryota, Viridiplantae, Streptophyta, Magnoliopsida, Proteales, Proteaceae. The coding region runs from base 1 to 666 and encodes 221 amino acids. The record is from RefSeq and is a predicted model, not a curated record.
AUGAUACAGGCAACUUGUGAAAAGGUGGAUGUGGUCAGGGAAAAGAUCAAAAUAGCUCAGUCCAAACAGAAGAGCUACGUCGACAACUGGAGGAAGGACAUUGAGUUUAGAGUUGGCAAGAAGGUAUUCCUCCAAGUUUCUCCAACGAAGGGUCUGUUGUGGUUUAACAAGAAAGGGAAAUUGAGCUUGACAUACAUUGGACCCUAUGAAAUUCUAAAAAGAGUUGGACAAGUAGCGUAUCGUUUGGCCCUACUGCCAUCCCAAGAAGGCGCCCACAAUGUAUUCCACAUGUCAAUGUUAAAGAAAUACAUCAACAACCCAACACACGUACUUUCAGCAGAAUCAGAGCGGCUUGACGCUGAUAUGACAUAUGAGGAGCAAUCGAAGGAGAUAUCAGAAAGAAAGGAGCAUAACCUCUACAACCCUAUAGUUGCAUUUGUUAAGGUUCGAUGGGGAAAUCACCCACCCGAGGAAGCAUCUUGGGAGCGUGAAGAAGAAAUGCAUCCUCAACUCUUUAGACAACAAGAUCAGGAGCCUGAUGUCACACACACUAGUACCUUGUGGUGUAUUACUCCUAUGGUUGAUUUCAGUGAGAUGCCCCCACUGAAGACAUCCUACAUACCAGCAAGAUGCUCAAUGCACCACCAGAUGUACAACUCUAGGUAA